This is a messenger RNA of Neltuma alba, 1546 nucleotides long. Its product is annotated as AT-hook motif nuclear-localized protein 11-like. The transcript has 5 exons. The record is from RefSeq and is a predicted model, not a curated record. Bases 186 to 1271 code for a protein of 361 amino acids. Gene Ontology annotation, molecular function: minor groove of adenine-thymine-rich DNA binding. NCBI's taxonomy places the organism in Eukaryota, Viridiplantae, Streptophyta, Magnoliopsida, Fabales, Fabaceae.
AAAGACAGAUCCUUCUUCUGGCGCCUUUUACUGCGCAUUCAAACUCUAUAUCUUCCUUCAGCUUCUCCCACAAGCAAAAGAGACACAGAGCCAAAAUUCCCUCUUUCCCUCUUCCUGGGUUGUCAACUAGUGUUCAAAGUUGAUACCUUUUUCUCGGAUAUUCUCAAGCUCGUCAUUCGACUUUCAUGGAGGACUGUACGGUCACCCAGUCUUUGAACUCCCCGCAGACCGAACAGCACAUGGCAAGUACGGCCGACAUUAACGGCCCCUCCUUUGUUUUGGGGGCUGUUGGAGUCCAGAACUCCGCCGUCGGAGGAAAUUCCGAGGCUAUCGGUUCGGAAGUUGGGUUGAAGAGGAAAAGGGGAAGGCCUCGGAAGUACGAUGGAAACCUUCCGUCUCCAAAAUUGUCGCCGUCGGGAUUUUCAAACUCUUCAUCUGCUAAGCGAGGCAGAGGAAGGCCACGUGGCUCUGGAAAGUUGCAGAUUUUAGCUUCAAUGGGAGGAAUGUUUUCAGCCACAGCUGGAGGAAGCUUUAUCCCUCAUGUAGUGAUUGUGAAUCCUGGAGAGGAUGUUGCGAAUAACAUAUUAUCAUUUUCUAAUAAAUCCCCUCGAGCUCUUUGCAUACUCUCAGCUAUUGGUGCUGUAUCUAUUGUCGACAUUCAGCAACCGGAUUCUUCUGGUCGUUGUUUGAGAUAUGAGGGUCUCUUUGAGAUAAUAACUUUAUCUGGAUCAUAUACCUAUGGUGGCAUCGGUGGUGAUAUGCACCGGAAAAGUCUCACCAUGAGGAUAUCACUAGCUCAACCUGAUGGGAAGAUUUUCGGAGGUGGUGUUGGGGGCUCACUGAUAGCAGCAGGCCCUAUUCAAUUAAUUCUGGGCAGUUUUAAGCAAAACAUCAGUAGUGAAAUUAAAAGACGGCUGUCCCCUGGAUCUUCUGGUGCUGCCGACAUGCCUGGUGAUUCAGAUUCAGUGAGGCUUUCCUUACAGGUUCCUAAAUUGAUAGAAUCUGAACAGAGCUUUCCUUCACCAACAUCUGGACUUAUGCCGACAUCUAAUGGAUUGCCUGAUCAUGUCAUGCCUAGAACAUCUAAUGGAUUAUCUGACAAUGUCACUGCUGCCACAGCUAAUGGUAAUGGGUUGCCAGAUUUCUUUACUCCGAAUCAGAGCAUGCAAUCUACCUCGUUGAAUGGUGCUGGCCUAGACUGUCAGGUCUUGCAGCCCUUUCCAGAUCCAAUGACGUUUGGAGAUAUUAAUAAUCGUGUCUCUCAGAUGUGAUGCUGCGUGAAACAGUCACUUUCAAGCUUGUAUUUCUUCCUUCUUUCUUAUGCUAGGGGUCGUAUUUAUGUGGGGGCUGACUUAGAACUUAGAAGUGGGUUCUCUCUUCUUCUUCUUCUUCUUCUUCUUUUUUGCCCUUUUUUUUCCAUUCCAGUUUUUCAGGUGGUGAAAAAUUUACUAUUAUGACUUAUAAUUGACGAACUUGUGAGAGAAAAGCGAGGUCAGGUGGUGAAUCUCACUCGGGGAGAUUGUCUUUCAAUCUUACUUCUCUUAUA